GUCUUUGGCUCCCUUGCCCUUGGACGUCUGUUUGCCCACUUUGCCCUUGCCGAAAAGUGUCCACUGUCCCUUGCGAAAAUGUCCACUUUGCUGUCCCUGUCCAAUCCCGUGGCUGCAGGGCCGAUUUGACGGGCGCCUGGCCUUGUUAGGCACAGGGUGUAAUUUGAUCAACGUCAUUCCCAGGGCAUUCAUUGCGUGCAUCCGCAUCCGUGCACCGGCAAUACUGUCAAAGUCAACAACGAACGGCAGCUCUCGAACUACCCCAGAUCGUCAACCACCUUGUCCAAGACGACGACGACGACAACGGCAACGACAACGAAGCACCGCCAAAUAAAAUGUCAGACGAUCGAAUGGAAAUCUCCGACGAGGAGGGUUCCUCCCUCUUCGCAUCGCCCACUCAUCCUCCCACCUCCCGCGCCCAUCCCCCGUCGCAAGCGCAACAGCAACAGCAGAAAACUCCCGUCGCUUCGAGCGCAGCAGCCGCCGCCGCCGCCGCCUCAACAUCCAAGGACCCCAGCACCAACCAGAGCAGCGGUAGCCGCUCAUUCGGUAUCGACAACACCACCAUCGAGAGUCGCGAAGCCGCUCUACAGCGCGAGCUAGAAGGAGUGCGCAAGAUCAACCAAGUAAUCGAAGGCGUCAUUGGUACAUUGGAGCGCGCAAAGGGGAACAUGGGUACCGUAAACCGCACCAUCCACUCGGCCUCCCAUCUCCUCACCACCUGGACCCGCAUCCUCUCCCAAACCGAGCACAACCAGCGCCUCCUGCUCAACCCCUCCUGGAAGGGCGCUACCGCCGAUUUACUCGAAAUCGAAGCCGAAGCCCUCGAGCGCCAGCGCGAAGCCGAACGGAAGGCCGCCGAGGCGGAGCGCAAGCGGGAAGAGGCGCGCCGCAAAGCAGAAGAAGAGGCGGAACGGAGACGGUUGGCUGUUGCGUCGAGUGGACUGGGAUCCUCGAGGGGAAGGCCGAGGAGUCGAUCCGUCGGGGUGGCGAGUUCGAGGUAUGGCAUUGGAGUUACGAGAAGCAGUGUGACGGGAACGAGAGGUGGCAGAUCUGGGUCGGGGGUGGGAAGUUUGGUUGGGACUGGGAGGACGGGAACGGGGACGGCAGGCGCGGCGGCUGGAAGAGUGGGCAUGACUACUAGGAGUGGACUGGCUUAUCGACCGGCUGGGGCGACAGGGACGUCUGGGAUACCGAGUGUGAGAGGAGGGAGAGGAGGGACGACAACGACUAGGGGCGCUAGGGGUGGAAGUACAACAACGACAAGAGGGGCGAGAGGUGGUACAACAAGAGGUGGAAGUGCGCGUUGAGGAAGGGAUCAAAGUGUGCUGGACAUGCUUACGAUCAUGACCACAACUAUGACUAUGACGAGAAGAAAGAUAUGUUAGAGUGCUGUAAACUCCUCAAAGGAGAAAGCCAUGUCAUUUUAGAAACCCCCAUAUACCCAAUACCGAUAUACAGAUACCCAAACCAAACCGGACCUUCUAAUUGAAACCCUUAAAAUCAAACGCCAUUUUAUGAUCCUUCCCACAUUAUAUCAUUUCCUGUUUCCCUUUCCAUCAUCAUUUUCAGUUUUUACGUCUUCUUCUGGAAAAAACUCGUCAACUUCAUCAUCCCCCUCGUAUUCACCUUGGCCAGCUCCUUCACUCCCCUGCUGACGCCCGCCUUCUUCGCCUUUUCUUCCUCUUCCUUUUUGCGUCUCUUCUCGGCCCGCUCAAACGCCUCUUCUUCGUCUCCAGCUAUGCGCUUCCGCGAGAAAUCGCUAUGCGACCGCGACGCUACCGCUUCUUGGCGGAGCUUGGCUAAUUGCGCGAGGUAGGAGUCUAGGAGUGAAAAGUCCACUGAGGAGGGACUGGAUAGAGAAGAUUUGAGGUGCGACGAGAGAGAUGGGGGGAGGUAAGAGGAGGUGAGGAAGUUGAGGGAUACGCGGAGACGUUGGAGAGUAAGGAUUUCGGGCGUGGGGAUGAGGGAGGGGAUUACUUCUGCUCCAGUUCCGGAGGUGGGGGUAGCGACGGCGGUGGUGGCUUCGGAGAGGGACGAGGUGGUCGUCGUCGUCUCUUCUUGCGACUCAGUGGACACAGUGGUAUCCGACCUCGAAAGCACAGUCGUCCGAAUCCCCACAAUCGGCGCCUCCAAUGCUUUCGCAACAAACUUCUCUUCCAUACUCUUCGGCAGCCCACCUUCACUCAUGCGCUUGGCUUUCGAUAAUAGCUCCUCGACGAGUUUACUCUCGUUCAACCGGAACAUGGUCUCAUCGCCCGCUUCUACAGUGUCAAAAACAGCCGCCAUGCGUUUCUCUAGUAGGUUCCGCGCUUGAGGCCAUUUAAGCACUUCCAAUAGGUGGUUCUGCCUCUUUCCGUCACUGUCCUGCUCUGAUACGGCAUCGAAGUGGUCGUCGCUCGAGAGGAACAUGCGCUGCUGCUUCUUGUCUGCUGCUGCUAGGGCGGGCAGCACGAGGAAGAGGGGGUCGAUUUGUGUAGCUACGUAGAGCUCCGAAUCCUUUGUGGUUUGCGCGGGGGUGAUGGCGGUAGUGCCGUCUUGGAGUUUGGCGCUGUCGAUUAGCCAGCUGCGUGGGGAUUUCUGUUGGGGGGCGGCGAUCUUGGUGAACUCGUAGAAUGUGCCCGAGUCGGGGCAGACGAGGUAGCGCGUGGGCUUGGCAUAGCGCGG
Neurospora crassa OR74A is the source of this 2667-nucleotide messenger RNA. RefSeq lists its product as hypothetical. The record is from RefSeq and is a predicted model, not a curated record. The transcript has 2 exons. Gene Ontology annotation, cellular component: DASH complex; mitotic spindle. Gene Ontology annotation, biological process: mitotic cell cycle. The coding region runs from base 336 to 1310 and encodes 324 amino acids. NCBI's taxonomy places the organism in Eukaryota, Fungi, Ascomycota, Sordariomycetes, Sordariales, Sordariaceae.